Molecule: messenger RNA, 4248 nt
Organism: Wasmannia auropunctata (little fire ant)
Lineage: Eukaryota; Metazoa; Arthropoda; Insecta; Hymenoptera; Formicidae
Product: E3 ubiquitin-protein ligase MIB2-like
Exons: 11
Coding region: 584-3220 (878 amino acids)
Biological process (GO): protein ubiquitination
Cellular component (GO): cytoplasm
Molecular function (GO): protein binding; ubiquitin-protein transferase activity
Source: RefSeq, a predicted model, not a curated record
AACUAGUGCAGAUAAAAAGAACAGGCCUAUAGUGUUCGGUACUAGAAAUCGGUCCAAGUUUUCGAACUGAGAACUGUACAGCCAAUAAAAUUGUUGCUUUUCUAAGUCCGAGAACUUGGAUCAAUUUUUACUAUUUCUAGUAUCAUGGGCUUAAGACUUGAGGUAUGUACGUUUUAAUAAAGACAUCCGACAAAGCCGCGACAAACUGCGCACAUGCAAUCUUAUCUCGAAUGAGCAUUCCGUUUCGGAUAGAUCAAACGGGACAAAUGUUCGAGAUAAACGCCGAGAGUUGACAGAUCUACGCUAUAUGGAAAUUUUCCAAGAAGUAAAUUUGCCUAGCAAAGUGGACGCGUGCUUUCCCCGCACUGGCAGAACAACGUGCCGGCAUGUGGCUGCGAAGAAAGGUCAACAUGACCUCUGAACCUUCCUUCUAAUGGUCCUUUGCAUGUGGUCGACAAUGACGGAGACACUCCCAGACAUUACGAAGCAUACGAGUCAGUUGGAAAUCGUUGCUGGAUCUGCCAUGUUAAGCUAAGCACCGGUGUUUUCUCGUUUUUUAUUGAAUAGGAAUCAACCGGAGAUAAUGCAUUGUCUGUUAUGGCGAAACGCGGUCACCAGUGCCGUCAACGACGGCAGAUGUAAUGCUCUGCAUGUGGCCGCGGAGAAGGGUCAGCUCGAGAUCUGCACCCUCCUUCUGAACAUUGGUGCUUCUUUGCAUGAGGUCGACGAGGAAGGAAACACGCCCUUGCAUUAUGCGGCACUCAGCAAUCAGCUGGAGAUAACGGAUCUACUGUUAUCGCGAGGCGCAGCCAUCGAUGCCGUCAAUAACAACAAACGUAGUGCUCUGCAUGUGACCGCGGAGAACGGUCGUCGCGAGGUCUGCACCUUUCUUUUGAACGCUGGUGCUUCUUUGCAUUUAGUCGAUAAGGACGGAAACACGCCCUUACAUUUAGCGGCAUACGACAAUCAGCUGGAGAUAACGAAUCUACUGUUAUCGCGAGGCGCGAUCGUCAACGCCUUGAACAACGUCAGACGUAGUGUUCUGCAUAUAGCCGCGCUGAAAAGUCAGCGUGAACUCUGCACCCUCCUCUUGGACGCUGGCGCAUUUUUGCAUGUGGUCGACCAGAACGGAUUUACGCCCUUGCAUUACGCGGCAUACGGCAACCAGCCGGAGAUAACAUAUUUGCUGUUAUCGCGAGGUGCAGCCAUCAAUGCCCUUAACAACGUCAGACGUACUGCCCUGCACGUAGCCGCAGAGAAAGGUCAGCAUGAGGUCUGCACCCUCCUUUUGGACGCUGGUGCUUCUUUGCAUACGGCUGACAAGGACGGAAACACGCCCUUGCAUUGCGCGGCCCUUGCCAAUCAGCCGAAGAUAAUGGAUUUAUUGUUAUCUCGAGGAGCGGCCUUCAAUGCCGUCAACAACAUUAGAUGUAGUGCUCUGCAUAUAUCUGCGUCGAGAAGUCAGCGCGAACUCUGCAGCCUCCUUCUGGACGUUGGCGCUUCUUUGGAUGUGGUUGAUCUGAACGGAUUCACACCCUUGCAUUACGCGAUAAUCGGCGAUCAACCCGAGAUCACGAAUCUUCUGUUAUCGCGAGGCGCAGCCAUCGAUGCUGUCAACUACGGCGGAGAUAGUGCUCUGCAUGUGGCCGCGCUGUAUGGUCACCGCGAACUUUGCAGCCUCCUUCUGGACUCUGGUGCUUUUUUACAUUUGGUUAACAAGAACGGAGACACGCCCUUGCAUUAUGCGGCAAUCGGCAAUCAGCCGGAGAUAAUGGAGCUACUGUUAUCGCAAGGCGCGGCCGUCAAUGCCGUCAGCAACGGCGACCGUAGUACUCUGCAUAUAGCAGUUAACAAACAGCAUGUGCAAUGCGUGAGAGUGUUGCUGGGUUAUCAUUGCGACAUUAAUCUCCAGGAUUCGUACGGCAACACGGCGUUGCACGACGCGAUCGGGAUGAAGGACGCAUUGGACGUGAUCGACGCAUUAUGCGCCUGCGAGACGGUAGACUUCACGUUGAGGAACAAACAGGGUUUCAACAUCCUGCAUUACGCCGCGCUCAAUGGCAACGCUCAUGCAAUGGGGAGGCUGGUUACACGCGCGCGUCACUUGGUGAACGUGAAAAAAGAGGACGGAUUCGUAGCGUUGCAUCUAGCGGCGUGGAACGGACACAGGGAAGUCGCAGCCAUCGUUCUCUCGCAAAACGGCUGCCACGCCAAAGUCGAUCUUCGCAACAAUAUAGGGCAAACGCCGUUGCACUUAGCGACUUUGAAGAGACACUGGCCGCUCGUCGAGCUGCUGGUGCAUCAUAAUGCGGACGUCGGCAGCACGGAUAAAGAUGGUGACACCGUGUUGCAUAUCGCGAUAGCCGACAGCCUGAAUCAACAGACUGCCGUGCCUACACUCGAAAGUAGCCGAAAUUCACCGCUUAUAUAUGCCAUCUGGCAAAAUCUGGCAAGGCAAGGUGCAAAGACUGAAUUAGCAUUAGCUUGUUUUCUGGUAAGCGUGGACAAAAGUUGCAAAGUUCUUGAGCAAGUCAUAAACAAUAAUGACAAGACGCCACUCGAUCUUCUGGAAGGCAAUCCACAGGCCACUCGGCUCGCCGGUCUUUUACGAUCUUACAAAUACCAAAAUCACAGGACGCAAUUAGAAAUCGAGAACAAUCCAUUAACCGGUUACCGGAUAGUAGAACUACCUCCGUAUCGGAUAAAUAAUAUAUCGCUAUCGGAAUUAGGAUUGCGCUGCGCGAAGAAGAAUAUAGUCGGCUCCUGCAACACCGCGGAAUGUCGGGAUGGCUUGGGGAUCAUAGCGGAGAACACGAAUCAGGAAAACCGAUUUGAUCCCAGCAGUAGUGUCACGCAAGUUAAUCGUAUCCGUUGCGGUUACAACGAAAUAAUGCAAAUGUUUGAAGACCGUCAGCUUGCGACAGGCAAGGUUUCCACAACCGAUCCGGAGAAUAAAUCGAAGGACGUAUCGUUGGAUGGCAAACACAAGGAAGAUAUCAGCGACAGGGAAAAGGAGAAGGACAAAAAUCUGGAGCGGCUACGUUAUUUGGAGACUAGAGUUGCGGAUCUCGAGGAGGCGAAUUUGUGCAGCAUCUGCAUGGACCAUCAUCGUAACAUCGUUUUCUGCUGCGGGCAUUCCGCGUGUAAGCACUGCGCCGCUCAGCUGAAGAUCUGUCAUAUAUGUCGCAAGAAGAUCAGAAGGAAGAUCAAUUUGUAUUAGACUGUCCGAUCAAUAAUCGGUUAGAUUAUCCGAUCAAUGAUCACGCUAGAACGUUACACCACGCGGUGCGCGCGUGUACAGUGUGUCUCGGGAGGAAAAGUCGGUGUCAGUGGUAAUAAUAGUAAAACGGCCGUGAUGCGUCCAGUUUUAAAGCAUUCCAGCGUUCUGGAUUCUAACACAGCUUAUAUAUGAGAAUGAGAGACACGUGUUCGCAGAAAUUUGUUCACUCGAAUCCAUGUUGCACAUUUCUCUUGAGACACUCUGUUUGCUUGGUCAAAAAGAAAUUCUGCCUUGCGAGGUGUCGAUGUAAGAGAAUAUUCACCAAUUAAUCGUGAGGAUGCUCUUAUUACGUCGCGCGCUGGUUAAAAUUAAAUGUACCAAAUGUUACUAAAAUGUACACUUCCUAUCCGCAAAAAAUUUGUACGAAAGAGACGAAUCUCUUAUAUCGCAUCGAACAUCGUGCCAUAUAUUAUAGUGAGACAGAUUUACGCGUAACACGAGAAUCAUAUUUGUUUGGACACGAGAUAGUUCGAUCUCACGUUAACUUUUAUUUUUUUUGUAGGCUAUUAGUUAAGUAAUCUGUUAUUAAUACCAAUUGAUUUCUAAGAAAACUCAUAGUAUCGAUAUAAGCAUCAAUAUCAAGUAUAAUUAUUAUUCGAGUAAACAAAUAAGAUGUGCUUCUCAAUGUUUACGAGAAAGAAGUUGAAAAAUUUCGAGGUACUGAUCGAGGUACUGAUAAACAAGUUCAGCGCAGAGCGUUUUACCGAUGAUUUAGUUUUAGUAGCAUAGGAGUAACACACUUGAUUUGUAACGUCGACGUUGCAGGUUCGAAUUCCCAAUUUUUUUUUAGUAGACUGCAAUUUUUUACACAAACGUACAUCACAUAAAUUAACACAUUUUAUUUAUUUAUUGUACAUUACAAAAAGAUGCAUUUUCUCGCUUGCGAUUUUUGCCGAGAAAAUUUAUUUAAUGGAUGUUGUAACACAAAACACGAAUAAAUGUGAAACAUAUUUCAUUCUUUAACAAGA